CUAGGUUCUCUCUAUGCUCUAUCCAUAACUUGGGUCCCCCACUUAGGCACUUUUGUACCCCUUUCCUCUUUGAUCUUUUGUUUUGACAUUUUAGGAAUCCCUAAUUCCCUUUUUUUCUGAGAAUCAGUUCUUGUUUUUGGCUACUUUAAAUUUGCUUGGCUCUUCCUGAUUCUUAUCAUUUCCCAACUGCAGAUAUUUUACUGUUCAAAGUUCAUGUCUUUUGCAGGAUAUUUCAGAAAUAUCUUGAUUUUGAGGUGAAGAGUCGGUUUUUGGGUUCUGGGUUGGUGGAAUUAUGUGAUUUUCUUGGUGGGUUUUCUUUGUUGGCUUGAAAUUUUGGUGGGUUUCUCUGUUGUGUUGUUUUGCAGUCAAGAAACUGACUUUUUUUUUGUUUUGAUCUGUUAGAUUUUACUGUUUAUGAUGGAAAAAAUUUGAUCUUUUUGAGUUCUUGAGGGGGUGGUGCUUGUGAAUUAGUUAAUUUGGACUGUGUUUGAUGAAUCUGUAGGAAGGUUAGGAGAGGAAAAAUAAUGAAGAGAGGGAAAGGUGAAGAGAAAGUUAUGGGGCCUAUGUUUCCAAGACUUCAUGUUAAUGAUACAGAUAAAGGAGGUCCAAGAGCACCUCCAAGGAAUAAGAUGGCUUUAUAUGAGCAGCUCAGUAUACCUUCUCAGAGAUUCAACUCUGGGGUUUUGCCUCUUGAUCCUAACAAUACUUCAAAGAUGGCCCCUCCAUCCUCAAGCCAGGGGAGUGGGCAUGACAGAAGUGGAUAUCUCCCUAUACAACACCCUCCAUCUAGACGUCUAGCUGAUAAACCACCUGGCCACAGUUCCGAUCCCAGUACUCUCUUGCAACAAUAUGAAUUGAAAAAGAGAACAGAAGAGGAUGACUUUACGGUCCCCAUCUUUGUUAAUUCCAAGCUCGGUCAGGCCCAUGGGAGUCAUAAUGUGAAUAUGGAAAAGCUCUCACCCUCUGGUCAACUGUUUUGUCCUAAUAAAGAGUUGGAAGGAGUUACACAUCUAACAUUGAGACAACAGCGCAAUAGCCAAAACAAGGAGAAUCUCAAAUGUACUCUUGCUCGUAGAGAGAAAACAACCUCAAACUCUGCAUCCAAGGAAUGCAGAUUGGAUCCUCAGGUUGGUUGUAGUAGCAUACCUGAACCUGUUAAGGGAACAUAUGAUGGCAGUUCGUAUCCUAGGAAAGAAUUUGUAUCAGAAGAGCAGUUAACUGCUAAUGAUCUUGUUAAUGAUACGGAAUCCCAGGAAGACAGGGCACACAAAUCAUUACAAACAGGAAAUUUGGACCGAGGUGACGACUUAUCUGAGACUUCCAGAGUGGAAUCUAUUUCUGGAACAGACAUCUCUCCUGAUGACAUUGUAGGAAUAAUUGGCUUAAAGCGUUUCUGGAAAGCCAGAAGAGCAAUUGUCAACCAGCAAAGAGUGUUUGCAAUCCAAGUGUUCGAGUUGCAUCGACUAAUAAAGGUACAAAGGCUCAUUGCCGGGUCACCAAAUAGUUCGCUCGAAGAUCCUGCUUAUUUAGGCAAACCUUUAAAGAGUUCAUCGAUCAAAAGACUUCCAUUGGACUGUAUUGUUAGAGAAUCUCAAAGUGUUCUGAAGCGCAAGCAUGAUUCUGAGAAGCCUCACUUCAGGAUGGAACACACUGCCGAAAGCAAUGUGGGAAAGGCAUCUCUCUCUACUGUGCAAAAUGGUAGUCAACUCUCUAGCCACAAACCAUUUUCAGGAACUCCACUGCCUACACCUGUAACAAAUGAUUCUAAUGCGGGUCCUUGGUGCUUCCAACAACCUCCCGGGCACCAAUGGUUGAUCCCAGUGAUGUCUCCUUCUGAGGGACUUGUAUACAAGCCAUUUCCUGGACCUGGAUUCACGAGUCCUAUUUGUGGAAGUGGGCCUCCAGGAUCGAGUCCAACAAUGGGGAACUUUUUUGCUCCAACAUAUGGAGUUCCUGCUCCUAAUCCUCACUAUCAAGGUAUGGGAGUUCCUUUUGCACCUCCGACUGGUCAUGGUUACUUUCGGCAAUAUGGCAUGCCAGCUAUGAAUCCACCAAUUUCAUCAACUGCUAGUGAAGAAUCGAACCAGUAUACCAUGCCUGGUUUACAACACCAGUUUUCUGGAGUAGUUGAUGACGUCAACAUUCAACAUCAGGACUCAAGUAAUGUUCUAAAUCAGAAGAAAGAAAAUGUCCCGGAUGUUGUAAGGUAUCAAUCCACAAAAGAUAAUGAGGUACAAGCCAGCAGUGCAAGUAGUCCUAUUGAGACAGCAGGAAGAAACAUGCUCUCUCUUUUUCCCACGUCUCCAGUUACUGACAACCGUGAUGGUAGCCCUCAGGCUUGUGUGCCUGAUAAUCCAGCCAGAGUUAUCAAGGUUGUACCUCACAAUGCAAGGUCUGCUACAGAAUCCGUAGCUCGGAUAUUUCAGUCUAUACAACAAGAGAGAAAUAAUAUGACUUAGGUUUAACACAUCUAUAAGUAGCUUACCUUGUGAAUAUGACCAUUUGCUCAUCCUGGCAAAAUGUAGUAGUUUCAGUCAAUUUGUUGUAUCUUUCUUUUCUACAGAAAGUAUGUAAUAGCUGUAUUUUAAUUUGGUUGCUGUAGAUAAGCAUACCUGCAAAUUACAUUGUAUGUUUGCCCAGUGAUUGCUUAGUUCAGCUGUUGUAUGCUGAUGAAGUCGAUUGUCAAUCUAUUGAGUUGAUAUUCUUACUUUCAAA
This is a messenger RNA of Solanum lycopersicum (tomato), 2715 nucleotides long. RefSeq names its product protein EARLY FLOWERING 3. Gene Ontology annotation, biological process: regulation of photoperiodism, flowering. The record is from RefSeq and is a predicted model, not a curated record. NCBI's taxonomy places the organism in Eukaryota, Viridiplantae, Streptophyta, Magnoliopsida, Solanales, Solanaceae.